Messenger RNA from Baudoinia panamericana UAMH 10762, 388 nucleotides. RefSeq lists its product as uncharacterized. Gene Ontology annotation, molecular function: oxidoreductase activity. The annotation marks the transcript as partial. Lineage: Eukaryota; Fungi; Ascomycota; Dothideomycetes; Mycosphaerellales; Teratosphaeriaceae. The record is from RefSeq and is a predicted model, not a curated record. The transcript is spliced from 2 exons.
CAAAUAGUGGAGAAGUCCUCUGUGUAAGCUUGCAUACCAUCGCAGUAAACAACAUAUAGCUCAAGUGAUUCCGCCAAUUCAUCCACGGAAGAGAUAGAGCCUGCCCACCAUGUCUCUCACCUUCGUCCUCUACCCCAAGGGUACUAACUUCAACAUGGACUACUACAUCAGCACCCACAUGAAGAUGGUCGGCGACAAGCUCAGCCAAUACGGCUUGAAAGGCUGGAAAGUCUCGGACUUUGGCAAGGAUGCCGAAUACUGCGUUGGAGCGACGCUUGAGUGGGAGAGUAUGGAGGCGUUCCAGAAGGGCGCGAGCUCGGACGAUAUGAAGACCAUUCUGGACGACGUGAAGAACUUCUCCGACAAGGAACCGAUGUUGAUGCCUGGU